GCGCUUUGUGGAAACAGCAUUUCUUCGGAUAGAGCUGUAUGUGUGCAUGUGUAGUGCGUCUGAAUGUGUUUGUUUUGAGUCAAAACUGUUGUACUUAGGAAUAAAUUGUACGUUUAACAUAAGAAAUCGAUUUGCAAGUGCACUAGCAUGGAUAACAAGGCAGCGUCAUAUUUAUCCAUCGGUGGUUAAUCAGGUUCUUCUGAGUAUGUGAGGAUGUUUCAUCCGAGGCUCUAAUACGAUGCUCCGUCUGAUAUCAUGUCACCGGUGGCAGACCUUCAUACGAACUGGAGUUUGGGUAAGAUGGUGCUCCACCUCUAUGAAACCCAAAUCCCAGCAGGGCUCAGACCAGACCCGUCUGAACCCCCUCAACAUCCAGAUGCUCUCCAGGAACCUGCAGGAGCAGAUAUUUAAGGGUCGGACGCAGGAGUACACAGACGAGGAUGUUGAACGCAGUAUAGAACACUUGGAGCAACAUAAACUCUGGGGGAAAGAAGCGAUCCUGUUACCAGACGUAGAACUCAAGUUGCCUCAAAUGUACGGCAAUGACAUUGACGAACACUUCUCUUUACUUGCCCAAAAGCAGAGCCUUCCUUAUCUAGAUGCGGCCAGUCAGCUUCAGAGAGCAAGGCUUCCCAGGAUGCCCAAGGAAUGGGCUUGGGAAGUUGGCUGGACUCGGUAUGGCCCUGGCGGAGAACGCCAAAGUGUGAAUUUUCCAGAUGAGAAAGCUAUCGUGUUUGAUGUGGAAGUCUGCAUGGAGGAGGGACAAUGUCCUACGUUGGCCGUAGCGGUUUCCCCAAAUGCCUGGUACUCAUGGUGCAGUAAGAGACUCAUAGAGGAGAGAUACACCUGGUCUAGUGAUCUGACGAUGGCUGAUCUCAUCCCUCUGGAGACCCCAGCAAACUCCACCCAGCCGCAGGCUGGUAAAUGGAGGGAGAGGCUUGUGGUUGGACACAAUGUGAGCUUUGAUCGGGCACACAUUAAAGAACAGUAUUUACUGAAGGGCUCCAAAAUGCGUUUCCUGGACACAAUGAGUCUCCACAUGGCAAUCUCAGGUCUGACAGGAUUCCAGCGCUCACUCUGGAUGGCCAGCAAAUACGGCAAGAGAAAAGGGCUACAAGAAGUGAAGGAGCACAUGAAACGCCUCAGCAGAAGAUCUGAGGGCCCAAAGAUUGGCUCAUGGGAAUGGGUUGAUAUCAGUAGUAUUAAUAACCUUGCUGAUGUUCACGCUCUCUACGUGGGAGGAGAACCGUUGAAGAAAGAAGCUAGGGAUCUGUUCGUGAAGGGCAGCAUGUCAGACAUUCGGACAAAUUUUCAGGAGCUGAUGCAGUAUUGUGCUCUUGAUGUUUUGGCCACACAUGAGGUCUUCAUUCAACAGUUGCCUCUCUUUAUGGAGCGGUGUCCUCACCCAGUGACACUUGCAGGUAUGCUAGAAAUGGGCGUAUGCUACCUUCCUGUCAAUCAGAACUGGAAGCGGUACUUGGAAGAUGCCCAGACCUCUUAUGAAGAGCUGCAGAGAGAGAUGAAGAAAUCGUUAAUGAUUCUAGCUGACGAUGCCUGCCAGUUAUUGGAGGAUGAUCGGUACAAAGAUGAUCCCUGGCUGUGGGACUUGGAUUGGGAUGUUCAGGAUUUUAAGCAAAAGAAAAUGACUGUAGGCAAGAAGAAAGCCAAACAAGAGGCUGAGGCAACAGCAGCAGCAAACAAAAAUGUACCCGAAGACUGGAACGAGGACCCAGGUCCUCCUUCAGAAGAAGAGCAGGCAGCUUCAGACCCCAGUAGAGAGCUUUUACAGAGACUGAAGGAGACAGUCAGCUACCUGCCAAAAAGGAGACAGCACUUACCGGCCCACCCCAGCUGGUACCGGAAGCUGUGUGUGAAGAUGUCUGAGGCCGAGGACUGGUCUCCUGGAGCCAGUCUCAUCAGUCUGCAGAUGAGGGUCACACCCAAGUUAAUGGGCCUCACGUGGGACGGCUAUCCCCUGCACUACACCGACCAACAUGGCUGGGGUUACCUGGUACCAGGCCGCAGAGAUAACCUGGACACCUCAGAGGACAGUGAAGGACCUGUAUGUCCGUAUAGGGCAAUCGAGAGAAUUUAUAAGGAGUAUUGUGAGCGCAAGGGAAAGGAACAGCCCCAGUAUCCGGACAGCCCACCUUCUGAUGAGUUCAUGUUGACUGACAGUUCCGUUUGGCAGACGGUUGAAGAAGUAAGUCGACUGGAAGCAUUUGAUGAUGAAGCGCUGAGUACAACAGGGCCAUCCAAGAGGAUCAAGAAAAAACUAAAUUCAUUAGUCAAAAAUGGAAACGGCGAGUGUCCCUAUCACCAUGGAAAUGGCCCAUACAAUGAUGUCAACAUCCCUGGUUGCUGGUUCUUUAAACUGCCUCAUAAGGACGGAAAUGAGAACAAUGUGGGUAGUCCGUUUUCUAAAGACUUCCUGUCUAAAAUGGAGGACGGUACGCUUCAGGCAGGACGGGACGGCACCAACGCCACACGAGCACUGGAGAUCAACAAGAUGAUAUCAUUUUGGAGAAAUGCUCAAAAACGCAUCAGCUCCCAAAUGGUGGUAUGGCUCCGUAAGGCAGAACUGCCGCGCACUGUUAGACUACAUGAACACUUUGAGGAAGGACAGUAUGGUGCCAUUUUACCACAGGUCGUCACAGCUGGAACCGUCACACGCAGAGCUGUAGAACCGACGUGGCUGACUGCAAGUAAUGCUCGGAAAGAUCGUGUAGGCAGUGAGCUGAAGGCCAUGGUGCAGGUGCCUCCUGGGUAUCAUCUGGUGGGAGCAGAUGUGGACUCUCAAGAGCUGUGGAUCGCUGCCAUACUUGGCGAAGCACAAUUUGCAGGAAUGCAUGGAUGCACAGCAUUUGGGUGGAUGACACUCCAGGGAAAGAAAAGUCAGGGUACGGACCUGCACAGCCGUACCGCAGAUGCUGUGGGCAUUAGCCGUGAACAUGCAAAGGUCUUCAACUAUGGCCGGAUUUACGGGGCAGGUCAGCCGUUUGCAGAACGACUUCUAAUGCAGUUUAAUCACAGACUAAGCCAACAGGAAGCAGCUAAUAAAGCUCGUCAGAUGUACGCACUUACCAAAGGACUGCGCAGAUAUCACCUGUCUGAAGAAGGGGAGUGGUUGGUAAAGAAGUUAGAUCUGGAGGUGGAAAGAGCUGAGGAUGGCAGCGUCUCACUCCAGCAUUUGCGUAAAAUCUCCAAACUGGCAGGUCAAAGUACCACUAGGGGGAGCAUGAGGAAGUGGAAUCUCACAGGACAGCGUGUAUGGGCGGGCGGUACAGAAUCAGAGAUGUUCAAUAAGCUGGAAAGUAUCGCCCAUUCUGAGGAACCAGCAACUCCAGUGCUGGGCUGCAGGAUUUCCAGAGCUCUGGAACCUUCUGCUGUUCAAGAAGAGUUCAUUACCAGCCGAGUAAACUGGGUGGUUCAGAGUUCAGCAGUGGACUAUCUCCAUUUAAUGCUGGUGGCCAUGCGGUGGCUGUUCGAGGAACACAACAUUGAUGGCCGCUUCUGCAUCAGUAUUCACGAUGAGGUGCGUUAUCUGGUGACGAGCGAAGAUCGCUAUACAGCCGCACUGGCCCUGCAGAUCACCAACCUGCUCACCAGGUGCAUGUUUGCUUAUAAACUGGGAAUGAUGGAUCUGCCGCAGUCAGUGGCUUUCUUCAGCGCGGUGGACAUUGAUAAGUGCUUACGGAAGGAGGUGACCAUGGACUGCAUGACUCCAUCCAACCCCACGGGAGUGGAACGGAGAUACGGGAUACCACAAGGUGAGGCGUUAGACAUUUAUCAGAUUAUAGAGAUCACCAAAGGAUCACUAGACAAAGAAAAACGUCAAGCUCCAAGGUUAAAAUAAUAUCUGUGGCAUGAAAAGAACAAAUGCAGUCUCUCAGCACAUAAAAAACGCCCCAG
Labeo rohita (rohu) is the source of this 3912-nucleotide messenger RNA. RefSeq names its product polymerase (DNA directed), gamma (gene polg). The transcript has 23 exons. The record is from RefSeq and is a predicted model, not a curated record. Gene Ontology annotation, biological process: mitochondrial DNA replication. Gene Ontology annotation, cellular component: gamma DNA polymerase complex; mitochondrion. The coding region runs from base 239 to 3856 and encodes 1205 amino acids. Gene Ontology annotation, molecular function: DNA-directed DNA polymerase activity; DNA binding; 3'-5' exonuclease activity. NCBI's taxonomy places the organism in Eukaryota, Metazoa, Chordata, Actinopteri, Cypriniformes, Cyprinidae.